Molecule: messenger RNA, 1206 nt
Organism: Zophobas morio
Lineage: Eukaryota; Metazoa; Arthropoda; Insecta; Coleoptera; Tenebrionidae
Exons: 3
Coding region: 118-1143 (341 amino acids)
Source: RefSeq, a predicted model, not a curated record
AACUACAAUGACAGUUUGUGGUAAAGUGACAGCGACAGACACCUUAGAUGUGAGGCUAUGUUUACACAAUGUUUGAAUCGCAACAAUUUUGAAUUAAAAAAUAAAUGAAACCUCACCAUGAACACUUACUUUAAACCGAAAAGAGAAAAACGUAGAGCCAGCAAAUCCGCGGAAAAGUCUGACUCCGAAAAUGAAGAAAACAUCCACGAACUCUCGUACUUUUUAGACGACAGAGUAAAACUAAUGAAAGAGGUGUUAAAAAUAAUCAAACCCAAGAAAAUAAAGACAAUGGCACCGGAUUGCAUUAAACACCUAGAUAUUGGCGAAAUAAACUCAAUGCUGCUGGAAGAACUCCUCGGAAUUUCCAACAAAAGACUCAAGUACAUUUUUAACGGACAAAACUUGGACCAAGAUAGCAGCUCGACGGACCCCGAAGACGAGAAACAACCAGACAUAAUAUCGCUCGAUGAUGUGAGUGAAGAUGACUUCAUUGUGGAAGUAGAUGGGGUUUUUGUAGACAAGUCCAAGAAGAAGAAAUCUAGUCAAAUUAAAGAAGAACCAAGAGUCAGUAAAAUCAAAAAGGAGAAAUCAAUUCAGAACAGAAAGCGCAAAGAUGGACCUCUGGAAGAAGAAAAUUUAAUGAGCGUUUUGGAGCUGUUGGAGCUGCAAGCCAGAGCCAGAGCUAUAAGAUCACAGCUGAUGCUAGAAGCCACCAAUAAAAACGCCCAAACUGAAAUUAAAAUCGAGUCAGAUUCAAACAUAAACUCAGACAGUGAUUCAGUGAUAAUUGAAGUGCCCGCGAGUCAGGAAAUCGUUAUUGAAUCAAGUGAAUCAGACAUAGAACAAAAAGACAAAUCCAGCACUAGUAACACACUUGAAACAGUUGAUAAAAAUGUGUCUGCUGACGCAGAAAACCCUAAAAAAAAGAUCACUUUGAUCAGGGACAGGUUUGAUAAACAGAAAGCGGAAGCUAGUUGUAGUCACUCUGUUGGUGAUGAAAGCACCAAAACGACGAAAGAUGUCGCUACCACGCAAAGCGGAAACGACAAGCCUAAAACCCAGGAACAGGAACCUGUCAAUGAUGAGGAUGAAAUUAUAUUGAUUGUAGAUCAAGAGGAAAUGGACGGACUAAUAGGCGAAUGAGUACAAAAAUCGAUUUAUGUAAAUCAAGUAAAAUAUAAACAGUUUCGAUCACUGAACACAUAA